Mauremys reevesii (Reeves's turtle) is the source of this 1315-nucleotide messenger RNA. RefSeq names its product SH2 domain containing 4B (gene SH2D4B). The record is from RefSeq and is a predicted model, not a curated record. The transcript has 8 exons. Lineage: Eukaryota; Metazoa; Chordata; Testudines; Geoemydidae. Gene Ontology annotation, cellular component: cytoplasm. The coding region runs from base 253 to 1302 and encodes 349 amino acids.
AAUUCCACUAAAUUAUUAUUAUGACACAUUUAAAUUUCCUCCUUUUUCAAAAAGGAAGCAAAACUGCACAGCACUGAAUGGGAGUUAGAAUUUUUUUCCUCUGUUAAGUUGAUUUUUAAAAAGCAUGUGUUUGAAGCUGCUCCAAGCUUUGGAGUGUAAUCUUGGCAGAGACGGAUUAAUGGUCAGCGUGCAGGUAAUGACAGACGUGUGCAGUGGCUGCAUGGGAGUGAUGGUGAGAUCUGGGUCUGGAUUAUGGGAGACUCCCCAGGUGACAAGCCAUAUGAACAGAUUUCUGAGGAACUAAUGGCAGAACGAGCCAGGCAACAAGCACAGAAGGAGGCAGAAGAACUAUGGAAGCAAAAAGAGGCUGAAAUUACAAAGAAGUUCCGGGAUGCUAUGGCUAAGGAGAAAGCCAAAAUAGUGGCAGAAAAAUGGAAAUUAGAAACAGAAGAUCGAAAAGCAGCCAAACUGAUGGAGGACAAAAUUCAGGAGGAAUUAAAGAAAAGAGAGGAAGAAGAGAGGCAGAGAGGUGAAGAACAGAUACGACAGCAAGAGGAACUUAGAGCAAAAGAGUUGUACUUGAGCCUCAAGCAAGCUCAACAGCACAGCCAACACAGUGAACAUGAGGACCAGGAGUGGAAAGAACAGUUGCGCCGCUCAAAGGCUGCAGAUGAGGAAAGGAGCCACAAAGCACGCAGGGCCCGGGAUGAAUAUCGACGGCAAUCCUUACGAGCCAUCCAGAAAGGAAAAGUGGCUGGCUUGAGUAACCUGUUCAAGGGGACCAGCCUGAAUAAUGAGCCAGAGAUAAAGCUGAACAGCAACAAUCCUAGCCCACUAAUGACGCUCACUACAUCAGUCAGGAAAGCUUGGGAGCGUCCUUCUAGACCCAUUUCCAGAGAAAUCCUCAUUCGCUGGUUCAAGGAGGAGCAGCUUCCACGACGUGCUGGGUUUGAGAGGAACACCUGUGCUAUAGCGCCCUGGUUUCAUGGUAUUAUUAGCCGCCAGGAGGCAGAAGAGCUGCUAAUGAACAAGUCUGAAGGAGCAUUCCUGGUGCGGGUCAGUGAGAAAAUCUGGGGCUAUGCCUUGUCUUAUCGCCAACAGAGUGGGUUCAAACACUUUUUGGUGGAUGCUUCGGGGGAUUUCUACAGCUUCUUGGGCGUGGAUCCCAACCGGCAUGCGACACUCACGGAUCUUAUUGAUUUUCACAAGGAAGAAAUUAUCACAUCCUCAGGUGGGGAGUUACUACUGGAACCAUGUGGACAGAGGAAGAAUCCACCUGACUACAGUUCCUUAUUUGAAUGACUAUUUUCUGUCU